GCCUCAGCAUCCCGCUUGUUCCCACCAGCUGGAUCCAGGUGGGGCGGAGGCAGAGGAACCCGCUGGGAAUGAAGGGAACAAGGGACUAUCCUGGAUUUUUGGGCGCGGAAAGGAGCAGGCGCACAGGUUACAACCUUGAGAUGAAGCCAGAGGCACGUGUUGCCUGCCAGGUGACAAUGGCGGUGCUGUUCGUAGCUCUGCUCAUCACAGCCAUCACCUUUGCAGUGCAGGCUUUUCAGCCGCGGCCGAGACCCUGCUCUCGGUGUCCAUUCGACUGGAUCGGGUACAGAGGGAAAUGCUACUAUUUUUUGGAGGUUCAGCAGAACUGGACAUCCAGCCAGGACAACUGCUCGGCACUCGGUGCUUCCUUGGCCAUGCUCGACAGCUUGGAAGACUUGAGCUUCGUGAUGAGAUAUAAAGGCAUCUCGGAGCACUGGAUCGGCCUUUCUCGGGAAGACAAGGAGCAACCGUGGAAAUGGGUGAACCGCUCGCGUUUAUCUCACCCGUUUCAGGUCCGUGGUGGUGGUCUCUGUGCCUACCUGAACGACAGCGGGCUCAGCUCCUCCCGCUGCGGCGCCCGGAGGAGCUGGGUUUGCAACGCGCCUGAGCUGCAGAGCCCAGGCAGGAGCCACCAGACGAGACGGGCUCCAAACCUUUGCAUCAGCUCCUGAGGGGCUGCAGGGAGCGCUCCCCAAACCCACACACCACAGGGAAACCAAAGAAAACCAGAGAAGAACGGUUUGGGCUUCUUCGAGGAAAAGAACAAAUUAAAAAAAAAAUGGGUUUGGGUCUUUCCAUGUGCCUUGAACCCACAGGAUUCACCCCUGCGGCAUCCACCAGAUGGAGGUGGCAUAAAAACACUGCGUGAGAGAUUUCCCAGGAAACCUCCAAAAAUCCGUGGGUGAACAAGCAAAACUGUGCCCUUUUUUUUUUUUUUAAAUGUGCAAUUUUUAAAAAAAUUUUUUAAAUUUUUAAAAAAUUUGCAAUUCCUAAUUUCUGUGUCGUUGCACCAGGUGCUGUGAAUUAAUGGUGGCAAUUAGCAUAUUAUAUAUAUUAAAA
Molecule: messenger RNA, 1059 nt
Organism: Falco peregrinus (peregrine falcon)
Lineage: Eukaryota; Metazoa; Chordata; Aves; Falconiformes; Falconidae
Product: C-type lectin domain family 2 member B-like
Exons: 6
Coding region: 69-671 (200 amino acids)
Source: RefSeq, a predicted model, not a curated record